AAACUAUUAUAAUAAUAUACAUAUACAUAUACAUAUAUACACUCCUACUCACACUCACCCACACUCACUCUCUUUCCUUGCCCACCGACUCCACCUUUCUCUCUCUUUCUCUCUCUCCUCUCCUCAAUACCAUCAACUCACUCUUCCUCAUGGCAGACAGUCCGCACUCAAACACCUUUCUAAAGAGCUUGUCUCAGAAAAAAUAUGCGUGGAUGCAGACUCCUUCGGCUACAUUCACUCAACCACGCACAGAUUCCUUGAAACCUGAACCCCGGAAACUAAAAGAAGAUACUCGACCAGCAAAGAAAGCUCGUCAAGCAAAACGACAUGGAUCCCUCGAUCAAGAUAUGAAGAUUGUCAUCAAAUCAGAACCAAUAACCAAAAGACAAACCUCGUCUUCUGCCAUAUCACCUCUCUACAGUCCUACAACACCUCCCUCCGCUUAUUCUUCUGUAUUUACUACGUCUAACAACAACAACAACAACAACAACAAUAAUAAUAAUGCUACUACUGGUGGUAGUAGCUCUAGCCUCCCUCCUCAUUCUUCUCUACACGACGAUUUAUUACCACCAAAGUCUCCUACUUUCACAAAGUCUGAAGAACUAGACAAUGAAGCAGACAAAGUACCACAGCCUCAUUUCAAAUACACCACCUUUCCUGUCAAAGGAUUCAACAUCCUUCCAACGCGUAAUAUCACCAGUACCUUUGUCAAAUCAGAUGUGACUUAUUUUCCCGGUAACAAGGCUGGAUCAGAAGCCAUUAUGCCCGAUGCAAAGGAAGAAUGGGCUGACACGAUCGUAAUUCAUCCUGGAUCACGUAAUUUGCGCAUCGGCCUCGCAUCAGAAGCGUUUCCAAAAACAGUACCUCACGUUAUUGCCAGACAUAUUGCACAACCAAUUCCAGAAAUUCCUGACGAAGAAGUCGAUGAAGAAAACGAAGAAGCUAUAGAAGAAAUCAAGGGCGAACUCAAGUGGAGAAUGAAGAGUGCAAAGCGAAGAGCAGUACCCAAUGCAGAGGGACAAGUGGUUGGAUUCAACACACAGGCGUACCAGGAAUUAAUUCCAGAUCACAAUGAUCCUUACAAAGUCGAGUGGACUGAAAUCAAUCCUGCUAAGAAACCUGACCAUUUUGUAGGCGAAAAGGCACUCAAUUUGCCUAUUGCUGAGAACUCUGACUACAAAUUGUUCUAUCCCUGGAAGCAUGGAACAUUCAACAACCAGGAUUACACUUCACUCCAAGCCGUCAUGGGUGAUCUGCAAACCAUCUGGACUGAUACUAUUAAUACAGAACUUGAGAUUGAAGGGAAACAAUUCGAGGAAUAUAAUGCAGUUUUGGUAAUUCCUGAUAUUUUCCCAAGAUCAUAUAUAUGUGACCUUGUUACAGUGUUACUUCGUUAUAUGAAGUUUAGAGGUGUAUUGGUUCAACAGGAAUCUACAUCCGCUACAUUCGGUGCAGGUGUUUCGACUGCUUGUGUAGUUGAUAUUGGUGCUCAAAAGACAAACAUUGCGUGUAUUGAAGAUGGUGUAUGUUUUGUGGAAUCUCGAGCGAUGAUUUCUAUGGGAGGAGAUGAUAUUACAAAGACAUUCAUGUCUUUCCUUCUUGUCAACCGAUUUCCUUAUGCCGACAUAAACCUGAAGCGGUCUCACGACUGGCGCCUGGCAGAAGAUCUCAAGAAGAGAUGGUGUACGAUGAAUGAGGCUGAUAUCAGUAUCCAGGUCUAUGAUUUUUUUGUCCGUGCACCUCACAAGCCCACCAAGAAAUACCAAUGCAAGGUUUACGAUGAAGUGUUUUUGGCUCCUCUUUGCUUGUUCUUUCCCGCGGUCCUCAAUGACAAGGAAAAGACGGCUCGAAAGACAAAGUGGAUCAGCUCAAAUGUAGUAGAAGAUAUUGGAGACGAAUUCCAGGCAUCGCAAGUACCCGGCGGUGGUAGUGGUAGUGGUAAUGGUAGUGGAACCUCCAAUUCGGUAGCUCCUCCUUCUACCCCUCAAGGACAACGUGCCAAACCAUGGACUAGUAAUAAUAGUAAUAGUAAUAGUAAUGGAAAUGGAAAUGGAAAUGGAAAUGGAAAUGGUGGUACUACCAAUGGUUUACCUGGUCCUUCACCUAAGCAUACAUCUAUAUCUACGCCUACGCCUGCAUCUGCAUCUGCGUCUGCGUCUGCACCAACACCCAAUGGUUCAGAAACUCCUAUAUUGGGUCCUACCGUCGUGACCUCAAAAGACCAAGAGCAUGUAGUAUUCCCACUUGAUGUGGCUAUUGCGCAGUCUAUCCAAGGUGCAUCUGGUGCAUCCGAGGAACGCCUCAAGCGUUUCUUUACAAACAUUAUUUUGGUGGGUGGUGGUGGAAUGAUAGGCAAUUUCAACCGAGUACUUGAGGAUCGUGUUUUGUCGACUUCGAUUGCCCAGUCUUUGUAUAUUGAAAAGGUUGAGGUUUUGCCUGCUCCACGUGAGCUUGACCCACGUCUACUAGUAUGGAAGGGUGCAUCAGUACUAAGCAAACUUGAAAUUGCGAAAGAAAUGUGGAUUGGAUUAGAGGAGUGGGAUCAAGUUGGUGCAAGGUGCUUAAAGGAUCGUACUCUCUUUACCUAAAAAAAUAUAUCUCUCUCUCUCUUUACUUACUUACACACCCAUCCACAUACAUACAUAUCCUCUCUUUUCUCUCUAACUAUUUUUCACCAACCAACCCGACUCACUAGCACUUUAUAUAUAUAUUAUAUGUUUUGCAUUAUGUUUGAUUAUUGAAUUCAAUAAUAUAUAUAUUUAUAUAAAUCAAUUAAAUUCUUUCUUUGAUAAAAGAGAGUACAGUUUGGCAAAGAUAAGGUUGAGAAUCGAGCUGAGUCACCGAAUGAUCUGCACCAGACACAAUGUCUGAAGACACAAGCGGAGAAAAUGAUGCGAAUCGCUUCAGCAAGUCUCUUUGACUGAUCCUAGUAGGUUUGUAGAAUUCGUCGCAUUCUGAUCCCAAUAGAAGCAUAGGACGGUCGACAUCUUUGUAAAGGUUGGAUAGAAAUUCGUCUGAUAAAUCUGAAGAGAACAUAUCAUCAUCUCCUCCGACAGCAAAGAGAGAGAAGAAUCGACUGGCAGUCAUGGGCACUCCAAUCUCAUGUGGCAUCCAAGCUUCUCCUUUAC
Messenger RNA from Phycomyces blakesleeanus NRRL 1555(-), 3128 nucleotides. RefSeq lists its product as hypothetical. Gene Ontology annotation, biological process: regulation of DNA-templated transcription; double-strand break repair. Lineage: Eukaryota; Fungi; Mucoromycota; Mucoromycetes; Mucorales; Phycomycetaceae. The record is from RefSeq and is a predicted model, not a curated record. The transcript has 8 exons. Gene Ontology annotation, cellular component: Ino80 complex. The coding region runs from base 150 to 2588 and encodes 812 amino acids.